CUGACACACACACGCACAGAGGCAGGUGUGUGUGUGGCCUCUGCAGCGGCUCCAAUCAAUUCUGCAACAUUCGGAUUUAUUUUUGUAUUCAUAUUUUUUUUUAAAUUUUUUAAAACACACACAUAAAAACACCGCCAUCAUGUUGUGGACGGCGACUCAAGUGUUGAGGAAAUUCUCCACCUCUUCUCAUUAUUACCAGAAUAAGCUGAAACUAGCGAUCAUUGGUCAGAGCCUGUUUGGCCAGGAGGUGUACAGCAACCUCAGGAAGCAGGGUCACAAGGUGGUGGGUGUGUUCACAGUCCCUGAUAAGGAUGGCAAGGCCGACCCACUCGCGGUGGCGGCAGAGAAGGACGGUACGCCUGUGUUCAAGUUCCCACGGUGGCGCGUCAAGGGGAAGCCCAUCCCAGAGGUGGUGGAGGCCUACAAGGCGGUCGGCGCCCAACUCAAUGUCAUGCCCUUCUGCUCCCAGUUCAUCCCUAUGAACAUCAUCGACCACCCCCAGCACGGCUCCAUCAUCUACCACCCCUCCAUCCUGCCGUUGCACAGAGGAGCCUCGGCCAUCAACUGGACCCUGAUCCACGGUGAUAAGAAAGCUGGUUUCUCAGUGUUCUGGGCUGAUGAUGGUCUGGACACUGGACCAAUCCUGCUGCAGAGGGAGUGUGCUGUCGAACCCAACGACACCGUGGACACACUCUAUAACCGCUUCCUCUUCCCAGAGGGCAUCAAGGCCAUGGUUAAGUCGGUGCAGCUCAUCGCUGAUGGGAAGGCCCCUCGAGUUCCCCAGUCAGAAGAGGGAGCGACCUAUGAAGGCAUUCAGAAGAAAUCCAAUUCCAAGGUCAACCUGGCUCAGCCAGCUGAGGCCAUCCACAACUGGAUCCGUGGCCAUGACAAAGUCCCCGGUGCCUGGGCUGUCAUUGGUGGUCAGCCUGUGACUCUGUAUGGCUCUUCUGUGUUGGGGGGGUCUGUACCAGCCGGUCAGCCCCUGGAGAUCGAGGGGGCGUCCCAGCCCGGCCUGGUCACCAAGAACGGUCUCGUCCUGCAUGGAACUGAUGGGAAAGCAGUCCUGGUGAAGAACCUGCAGUUUGAAGAUGGGAAGAUGAUCUCUGCCUCCAAGUACUUCUCCUCGGGAGAAAGCUCCAGCGUGGAGCUGACUGACGACGAGAAGAAGAUGGCAGAGGAGAUCAAGAACAUCUGGAAGGGCAUCCUCAGCAACGUCUCAGCCAUAGAGGACACCACAGACUUCUUCAAAGCUGGGGCUGCCUCAAUGGACGUGGUCAGGCUGGUGGAGGAGGUGAAGCAGAAGUGCCAGGGCGUCCAGCUGCAGACCGAGGACGUGUACAUGGCCACCACCUACCAGGACUUCAUCCAGAUGUUCGUCCGCAAGCUGAGAGGAGAGGACCAGGAGGAGGAGCUGGUUAUCGACUAUGCAACCAAAGACGUGAACAACAUGACAGUGAAAAUGCCGUACCAGUGUUUCCUUGACGGCGGUUUCGAGGACGCAGAAGACGGCAAGACCUACGAUACCAUCAAUCCUACUGACGGAUCAGUGAUCUGUAAAGUGUCCUACGCCUCAGUGGGGGAUGUGGAUCGUGCGGUGGCAGCUGCCAAAGAAGCUUAUGAUAAUGGACCAUGGGGCCGGAUGAACCCUAGAGACAGAGGAAGUCUGCUUUUUAAGCUUGCAGACCUGAUGGAGGAACACCAGGAGGAGCUGGCCACCAUCGAGACCAUCGACUCAGGAGCCGUGUACACGCUGGCCCUCAAGACCCACGUAGGCAUGUCUAUCCAGACCUUCCGCUACUUCGCUGGCUGGUGUGAUAAGAUCCAGGGUAAGACCAUUCCCAUCAACCAGGCCAGACCCAACCGCAAUCUGACCUUCACUAAGAGAGAACCACUGGGUGUGUGUGCCAUUGUCAUCCCAUGGAACUACCCUCUCAUGAUGUUGGCAUGGAAGAGCGCUGCUUGCCUCGCAGCUGGAAACACAUUGGUUCUUAAACCUGCACAGGUCACUCCGUUGACAGCACUGAAGUUUGCAGAGCUGUCAGUGAAAGCUGGAUUUCCAAAAGGAGUCAUCAACAUUUUGCCAGGCUCAGGUGGGAUGGUUGGACAGCGUUUGUCCGAUCACCCGGACAUCCGCAAGCUGGGUUUCACCGGCUCUACACCUAUCGGCAAACAGAUCAUGAAAAGCUGUGCACUCAGUAACCUGAAGAAGGUUUCUCUGGAGCUGGGAGGGAAGUCUCCUCUCAUCAUCUUCAGCGACUGUGACAUGGACAAGGCUGUUCGCAUGGGAAUGAGCUCUGUGUACUUCAACAAAGGUGAGAACUGCAUCGCUGCCGGCCGUCUGUUUGUGGAGGAGUCCAUUCACGAUGAGUUCAUCAGCCGAGUGGUGGAGGAGAUCAAGAAGAUGAAGAUCGGAGACCCUCUGGAUCGUUCCACAGACCACGGCCCUCAGAAUCACAAAGCCCACAUGGACAAGCUGCUGGAGUACUGCGAAGUCGGAGUGAAAGAAGGAGCCACACUGGUGUACGGAGGCAAACAAGUGGACAGGCCAGGUUUCUUCAUGGAGCCCACCGUGUUCACUGAUGUCGAGGACCACAUGUUCAUCGCCAAAGAGGAGUCCUUUGGGCCUGUCAUGGUGGUGUCCAAGUUCCAAGACGGCGAUGUGGAAGACGUGCUGCGGAGAGCAAACGACACAGAGUACGGCCUGGCUUCAGGCGUGUUCACCCGCGACAUCAACAAGGCCAUGUACGUGAGCGAGCGGCUGGAUGCUGGAACAGUAUUCGUCAACACCUACAACAAGACCGACGUGGCUUCACCUUUUGGAGGCUUCAAGCAGUCUGGCUUCGGCAAAGACCUCGGAGAAGACGCUCUCUCGGAAUACCUCAAGACCAAAGCAGUGACUGUGGAGUACUGAGGCACAGACUCUCCUAACGAACUCUGACCCACAUCUGGAUAGGAAGGGACUCCUCUGUCUGUCUGCCCUGAUCAGACAUCCAGCUACAUACAGCAUUACUUCUGGGACGGUGUGUGUGUGUAUGUGUGUGUGUGUGUGUGUGUGUGUGUGUGUACAGUACGAGUGAGAGGAGAGCUUUGUUGUUUAUGUCGGCUCAGUUUGAACAAUGUGCCUGUCUGUUUUUGGCUUUCUGGGUGAAAAUUCACAUAACGGACAAGUAACGUGAGGUUUUUCUUUGUUUUUUUUUACCCGCCUCUGUAUCAACACAUACAACCCACAGUUGGAUGCUGCUUUGCCAGACACGAGCCGAGCUGAGCUUUCUGACCAUUUU
Messenger RNA from Scomber japonicus (chub mackerel), 3281 nucleotides. RefSeq names its product aldehyde dehydrogenase 1 family, member L2 (gene aldh1l2). The record is from RefSeq and is a predicted model, not a curated record. The transcript has 23 exons. Gene Ontology annotation, cellular component: cytoplasm. Gene Ontology annotation, biological process: one-carbon metabolic process; 10-formyltetrahydrofolate catabolic process; biosynthetic process. Lineage: Eukaryota; Metazoa; Chordata; Actinopteri; Scombriformes; Scombridae. Bases 140 to 2911 code for a protein of 923 amino acids. Gene Ontology annotation, molecular function: aldehyde dehydrogenase (NAD+) activity; formyltetrahydrofolate dehydrogenase activity.